AAUGACACAAAGUGCCGCGAGAGUUAUUCGAAAGCACAUCUUUUACCCCACCUCCUGCAUUGACGUAAAGAAAUAAGAGAAAUGCGCGGGGUUGCCAAGUCUGCGUGACGCUGAAUUAAAACUGUUGCCGCGGGUUGUUGUUUUUACCGCAGGGGUAAAUUAAAGUAUUUUGUUCAUCAUCAGUUAUUCAUCUGAAGGCAUGAUGAUUUUUUUUAAACAGACUGUGCUAAUGAUUAUUUCCGUAUAUUGGGUUAUUAAGUAGAAUCUGUGUGCAGAAACUGUAAAAAAGUAUUUUAGGAGGUGGCUUAUUUUAAGUUUUCGUGAUUGGGCUAGUGUCAUUGGGCUAGUUUUGAUUUGCUAUUGGACAGGGUUUAUUAAGCAGACCUGGCAUCCCGAGAAUGCGUUUCCGUUGCUCAAAUAAAACGUCUGCAGUAAAACACGUCGUCGUUCAUCAUUCAGUUAUUCGUCGCGGGUGAUGUUUACGUUCGUGUACCGAUCCCGUUUGGUCUGAAAUCCGGCGCUCAGUGGAAAGUUCAGCUAGGUGUGUGUGUAUGUGACUACAGGAAGAGUUGAACUCAACGAUAUCAACGGUCUCAGAUAUGGCAGAGUUACUGCGGCUGCUUCUUAACGUGUCAGAAAAAGCCGCCAACGUGGCUCGAGUCUGUCGACAGGAAGCGCCGCUCUUUGAACUCUUGGUACAGGAAAAGAAGGGAGCUGAGAAAAACAAGAAAUUCAUCAAGGACUUCAAGACUCUUGCUGAUGUCAUCAUACAGGAAAUGAUUCGACAUGACGUUUGUGCACAGUUUCCAGAAUUGAAUGGGUUCGUUCAUGGUGAGGAAUCAAACACGUUCGAGAAUGGACUUGGUGAGAGUGUUACUGUAACAGUAUGUGCUAAAGAAGAGGACACGAUGGCUCUGCUGGCUAAAGUUUUAGAUGGUGAUCAGACUGCAGCGUCUCUCUUGACCAACGCCAUCCACCAGAAGCUUCAGCUCAGAGAUGAGAAAGCAGAAUCUCUGCAGAUAUCACUUAACCCUGAUGAUGUGGCCAUCUGGAUUGAUCCUAUUGAUGGGACGAGUCAGUACAUUGAGGGGAAGGAUGAAGAGGAGCCAGAUGAAGGCUUUUGUCCAUCUGGACUCCCCUGUGCACUGGUUCUGAUUGGAGUUUACCUACGAGCCACUGGCCAACCAGUCAUGGGUGUCAUAAACCAGCCAUUCAAGUGUAAAGACCCCAUGGGUCAUGGAUGGACAGGACAGCACUUCUGGGGUGUUUCAUACGGCGAUGUGAACAUUUCCUCGUUCACGCAGCGCAGUCUGCAGAAAAGAGAUCAUCUGUCUGUGCUGUUGAGCUCCAGUGAAAAACAAGCGGUGAAGGACGCCCUGGCAUCGAUUCCCAACAGUACGCUGAUGUAUGCGUCUGGUGCGGGCUAUAAGAUCCUGUGUGUCAUCCAGGGUUUAGUGGAUAUGUAUGUGCUGUCAGAGGGCACUACUUACAAAUGGGACUCUUGUGCACCUCAUGCGCUGCUGCGAGCUCUGGGCGGUGGGGUAUCAGACCUGAACGAGUGCGUUCGCUCUCACGUGAACGGUAACGAUGGGCCCCGACCUGAACUGACCUAUCACGAGCCCCACGGUGGAAGUAAAGGGGUGGACAGAUGGGCAAAUCGAGGAGGAGUCAUCGCAUAUUUGGACUCUAGCGUGAUUGAUAAAGCCGCAGCGGCACUUGCUGGAAAGAUAUAAGGAAAAUGUAUCUUAUAUUGAGAGUCUAGUGCUUGGCAAGUUUGUUUUUAUGUAAUCUUUUAUUGAAUAGAUAUAUUUGUCAUUUUUAAUUUAAAUCUAUUAAUUUAAAGCUGUAUAAUCAGAAUAUAGCAAAAUACUUUGGUUUUAGCAGAUGAACUUCUAUUUAUUUAGUAAGGAGCUGUUUUGUCUCGAUGUAAUGUUACUGUUGCAGCUUUAAGACAUUUUGUGGAGCAAUUAUAUGUCAAAGAUGUACUAUUACAUCUAUAGAAAAGCCUGAAACUGACAGGUGUUCACAUAUAUUGUAGAUUAUAUAUUUAUACAUGUGUAUAUUAAACAAGGCACUGACAUUCAUAA
This is a messenger RNA of Misgurnus anguillicaudatus (oriental weatherfish), 2087 nucleotides long. It is a transcript of the gene inpp1, whose product is annotated as inositol polyphosphate-1-phosphatase. NCBI's taxonomy places the organism in Eukaryota, Metazoa, Chordata, Actinopteri, Cypriniformes, Cobitidae. The record is from RefSeq and is a predicted model, not a curated record. Gene Ontology annotation, biological process: phosphatidylinositol phosphate biosynthetic process. Gene Ontology annotation, molecular function: inositol-1,4-bisphosphate 1-phosphatase activity.